CGCCAAACACGGCCUUCUACAUCCCAAUCCGAACCUGACGUGCGGCCGCCUGCAUCGGCUCCUGCACUUCGGCCACCUGCUCUCGCCCUCGUCCUCGUCCUUGCUCUCACAUCCACAUCCGCAUCUCCCGCAAUCGUGGUUGUGCAGCUCCCCUCCCGUCUUGAAUGCGUCUUCUGCGCCUUCGCUGAGCUGCGUUCCAUGGUCCUGCAGCGUCGCCCUGCCCGUUGCGCUUGCCGUGGACAGGGAGGAGCCUCUUCAACGCCCGGUCGUCUGCGCCUGCCGCUGUCGCCGCCGUAGAUGGACAUCAACUCGCUGCUCUCGCCCGCCGAGUCGCCGGCCGAUGGCGACACGCCUCCACCCACCGCGCCUUCCUCCAAGUCCUCGACGCCGGUCCGUCGCCCGUCCACGCGCCCGCCCGUCCAGCAGCGGAAGUCUUCGAGCUUGAGCCGGCAGUAUUCGCCCUCGCCUCGUGCCGCCGAUCAGUCGCUGCCCGCCAUCGCCGCCCACAAUGCCGCAUACCACAACCAGCAGCAGCUCAUGUAUGCCCAGCCGAGCCCCCAGCCGGUCUACGCUGCCGCGUCCUCCGCUCCAGUGCCGUCGCCGUCGCCGGGCGUGCUCGCGUCUGACCCAAGGCUGGUCCACGCGCCGCACCACCAGCCGCACCAUCACCAGCAGCAGCAGCUUCCGUCCCUGCAGCGCCACGGGUCGACCCCACAGAUGGACACGCUUGCGGAUCUCGCAUCGAUGCAGCAAUCCCAGCACGCGGCCACCCGCCCUGCCUUGCCAUCACGCGACGCGACGUCCUCGCGCAGUUACACGCUCCAGAACUUGCCCCGGCCGGCCCUUUCCGCUCGGUCGUCGAACGAGAUCGUCAUGACUGAUCCAGCGACGCAGGAGCGGCGCUCUUACCGUUCACAUUCUCUCACGCAGGAGGAGUGCAGUCUCCUCGAUGAACUGGGCAACCACCUCGUGACAAAUCCGUUCGACUACUCCUCGCACGUCCGCUUCAUCACACUGCUGCAGCAGGGCUUAGCUGUGCAUGUUGGUAAGGGAGCUAGCCCCCACGAGUAUGAGCUUCUGCAGGAGCUGCGUAAUGCCCGUAAGACAAUGGAUCAAAUCUUCCCCCUUGGCGAGUCGCUCUGGGUCUCGUGGCUGGACGACGAGAUGGCCCUCGCGACUAACAACGACGACCGGCUGCGCGUGAUGGACCUGUUUGCGCGCGCCGUCACGGACGAACCCAGUUCUGUACGUCUUUGGCGCAAGUACGGGGACUACGCGUACUUCUUGUGGGCGGCUGCGUACGGCAUGGCAGACGCCGCCGCGACGGCUAGCUGGUCACCUCAGGACGUGCAGUCUGGCAAGGAGUACUUUAAAUGGGCUCCCAUGCUACGCAUCUGGGAACAGGCCGUCGCAAACACGCACUUCCGACUGAACGACAGCCAUCUUGUCUGGGACCAGUACAUGAGCGUGCUGAUCCAGGACCAUGAAAAGUGGCCGGACAAGCAGAAGCUGAUCAACAUCGAGCAGAAGUUUGCGGAGCGACUCUCUGAGGCGCACGCCACGUGGCAGGACACGUACCAAAGCUUUGGCUCUUUCUUGUCGGUCCACGACGCAAAGAACUACGAGGAGAUCAUGGCACAGAUGGCGAGAAACAGUGGUGCGCAGACGGCUUGGCGCAUACGCGAGAAGCACGAACUCGCGAUCCAGCACGCCGUCGAUCGCCGCGACGAGACGGCCGAGUAUCAGGCCUACACGGAUUACCUAGCGUGGGAGCUGCAAAAGAAAGGCGUCUUCAGCUUCCGCAUGAUCAGAGGUCUCUACGAACGCGCCACGACGCGUUUCCCAUCCGUGCAGACCUUCUGGAUCGACUACGUCGACUAUCUCAUCAGCGAUUCAUCGACGCCAGAUGCUUCGGUCAUGCCAGUCAUCGAGAGGGCGACGCGGCACUGCCCCUGGUCGGGAGACUUGUGGGCUCACCGGCUGCUGACGAUGGAACUCGAGGGCCGUCCCUUCGCGGAGAUUGAAAACAUCAAGCACCGCGCGACGUCGACCGGUCUCCUGGACGUGGGCGGCAUGGAGGAGCUGAUGAAAGUGUACGUGGCGUGGUGCGGCGGGCUGCGGAGACGUGCUUUCGCGCCAGGCGCGACCGAGGACGAGCUGGACAUUGCGGAAGUCGCGAUCCGCUCUGCGCUCGAGCACGUCAAGAAGAUUGGGCACGACAAAUAUGGCGAGAAGUACAUGGGCGACCCCCACUACCGGCUCGAGCGCAUCUACAUAAAGUUCAUGAUGCAGAAGGGCGAGAUUGAGGUCGCACGCGACAGCUGGAAGGAGAUCAUGAAGAACCAGGUCCACUCAUACGACUUCUGGUACAGGUAUUACAUGUGGGAGAUGGUCGUGUGGGCCAAGUUUUCGAUGCGUGCGGCGAAUGAACCUGGAUCGCAGCUGCGCUGCCCCGAACUCGCUACCGCAGUUCUCAAGCAGGCACUUGAGCAUGUCGACGUCAUGGACUGGCCCGAGCAACUGGUGCCCAUGUUUCUAAACCAUUGUGAACAUCACGAGUCUGUGGCCGAGCUUCGACGCGCGGUCAUCUUAGCUCGGGAAACGAAUCGCAGGAUCGCCAAAAGAAGAGAGCGAGAGGCGGCAGCCGCGGCGCAAGCGGCGCAGCAGGAUGCCAGCGAUUCGCAGUCUGCAUCAGCGACGGCAGACACGUCUGCGACGGGCGGUAAGCGAAAGCGAGAGGGCAAGGAAUCCGCCGUGGAUGAGACGGCUACCAAGAAGAUGAAGUCUGCCGAACCGGACGCCAAAGGCACUUCCUUGCCGGAGACGUCGCAGCCGAAGCGUGAUCGCGAGCACACGACCGUGAUCGUCGAGCACAUUCCGCUGAAGACCACCGAAGGCCAGAUCAAGCACUUCUUCCGCGACUGCGGAACAAUCAAGAGCAUCAACCUCGUUCACGAGAAGGACAGCCUGACUGCCACCAUCGAGUUCGAGUCGCAAGAUGAGGCUGCGUAUUCGCUCAUGAAGUCCGGCAAGACGUUUCAGGGGUCUGAACUAAGCGUCCGAUUCGGCACUGGAUGCACGCUCUUUGUGACCAACUACCCUCCCGAGGCGGACAAGGCGUACCUCAAGAACCUGUUCGCCAAUUGUGGAGAGGUUGUUGACGUGCGCAUGCCGUCGCUCAAGGCGAACGCCAAACGUCGCUUUGCGUACGUUCAGUUCCUAGACCCCGAUGCCGCUGCGAAGGCCACGCAGCUCAACGACACGUUGAUCGAUGGCAAGUACAAACUCGUCGUCGCGAUCUCUGACCCCAACAAAGCGGGACAUCGUGAAGGUGCUCAGUCAGAGGGUCGGGAAGUCUUUGUCGGCAACGUAUACUGGUAUGCCAAAGAGGACGAGAUCAAGACGCUGUUUGAAUCGGCCGGGGAGGUCGAGUCUGUACGCAUUCCACGAAACAUUGAGGGCAAGAGCAAAGGCACCGCGUUUGUUGUGUUUAAAACAAAGGAGGGUGCUGAGCGAGCUGCCAAGGAGUACAACGAGUUUCAGUUUAAGAAUCGCAAGCUGCAUGUGGAAGUUUCAAGCAAGAAAGCCAGCCGGACAGCGACGAGCAUCCACCGAGGAAGCACGAUGAGCCCGACGCCAGACGCGACUACUUCACCGUCCGUAAAAACGAACGGUGCUUCCGCUGCGCCCGUAAGCUCGACCGGCGAACCAGAGACGAACGCGAGUAACCACAAGGAACGCACCGUCGCGAUCAUGAAUGUGCCAGACACCGUGACCGCAGCGCGUCUCGAGAAGCUCGCGGAGCAAUACGGCCCGAUUAGGAAGCUUACUCUCCGCCCGGAUCACGCCGGCGCCAUUGUUGAAUACGUUGAUGUCGCGAGCGCGGGUAAGGCGCAGAUGGGCCUAGAAAACUACGAGCUGGAAGACCACAAGCUGCGCAUUGGAACAGUGCCAGAGCUGAUGAAGCAAAAGGCGGAGCUCAAAGAGGAGAAGCCCAAGACAGACAAAGCUAAGAAGGCUGAGAAGAAAGCCGUUUCUGGAUUCGGUGCACCAGUGCACCGUCCUGCCCAACCUCGGGGCGGCCACAGUGGACGUCGUGGUGGCCUGGGAUUCAGCAAGCGCACUCAUGAGGUCGCAGCAAAAAGGGAUGCCGACGAACCGACUGGACCGAAAAGUAACGACUACUUUCGUGGCUUGAUGGCGAGAAAGAACCAUGUCGAGAAGGAUGCAAAGAAUGGAGAAACACAUGGGGCCAAGCCGGCUGAUGAAGACCCAACAGAGAAUAGGGAUGCGGACAAUGAUCUGUUAGACGACAUUAUGGGAGGGGACGAAGACGAGAACGGCGAUGCGAACGAAGCUACCGCAGCUACGAGUCCUGCUGUUGAGGGAGAGGACAAGGGACUGCUGGACGACCUGAUGGAAGACUAGACAUAUGAGAAAAUCGGCGUUCACAAACAUUCUUUCUUUCGGCAUUGAAAGCAUUGAGAUUUGCGAUAUCCAACAGCUUGCAUGGAUAAAGGCGCCACGGGUCGAGAGCUUCAUUUAUCAAGUUUGCUUCGACGUUCCAUUAUUUUUUUUUUCAAAACUCGUGAUAGACCUUGGUGUGGGUAAGCCGCAUCUAUGUUGCUUCUAUCAACAGUUUCUUUGUUUCAUGUCUUUUCUUGUCUAUAUUUGAAAACCACCGACCUCAUCGGAAAGGAGUCUAAAUUGACGAAUUCUGCUCUUUUUUUCCUUUAUCUUGAAAACGAAAAAAAAAAAGAGAAACAAAAUCGGGCCCUUGUAGUUGUACCUUUGUUGCUCCUCGUCUCUCAUGCUUCUCUUUCCCUGGCAUCAUUCUGCGGACCCUCCUCCGCGAUAGAAGAAGGGGAAGUAUUGCGACUUAAAAUGAAAAAAAAGCGAUGGUUUGGCUUUGGCAACAAU
Molecule: messenger RNA, 4920 nt
Organism: Verruconis gallopava
Lineage: Eukaryota; Fungi; Ascomycota; Dothideomycetes; Venturiales; Sympoventuriaceae
Exons: 2
Coding region: 298-4428 (1376 amino acids)
Biological process (GO): RNA processing
Molecular function (GO): protein binding; RNA binding
Source: RefSeq, a predicted model, not a curated record